Messenger RNA from Plutella xylostella (diamondback moth), 3412 nucleotides. Its product is annotated as alpha2-adrenergic-like octopamine receptor. Lineage: Eukaryota; Metazoa; Arthropoda; Insecta; Lepidoptera; Plutellidae. The record is from RefSeq and is a predicted model, not a curated record. Gene Ontology annotation, molecular function: G protein-coupled receptor activity. Gene Ontology annotation, biological process: G protein-coupled receptor signaling pathway. Gene Ontology annotation, cellular component: plasma membrane.
GUCGCGGCGCGUGGUGCCGCCAUCGGCCGCCGUUUUCUCCCGCGCAUUCCAAAAUCAAAUGUGCAAAAUACGGUGUGUCAUGUUUUAAGAAAAAUAAGUUCUUCAAUGUGCUGUACAACUGUGUUGUGGUAACCUGAAGUUGAAUGUAGAAUAUGUGAGUCAAACGAUGAGUGCACCUUGAAAGACCUGAUUUUUCGUCCACCAGGAUACUAUAUCUCCACCACCACGAGUGUCCGGCACCCAACUAAAAGAGAUCAGCCCGAGACGUCACAAUAGCUGUCGUUAAUAACAGUUUUUACGCCCUCGAGGACAGCGCAACACGCAAUCAAACUUCGCACAUAAUUGAAGAAAAUUAAUGGCAAAACAUUCCAAGACGAACAGUCACGCAGCGUAGGCUGACAGCGUGACAACCAUGGCUUCCAAUUAAAAAAAAAAACAAUAAAAUAUGUGAAAAUUCUGGCGCCAAAACAUGUUCGCGGUAACGGAACGUUUUUGGGAUAGAAGAAGGCGAAAGGGUCAGCGAUGACGUCAUCAGUCUCGUGCGGCUGCGUCAAAUAAAACGCUCUAGUUCGUAAGAAACGCUUUUUUGUGUGUAACCGGUUUCUAGAAGAGUUUCAUCAGUCAAUUUUUGUUGCGGUUUUUUUCGGUUAACCGUUUUCGUUUCGUCGGUGUCUGAAAGCAAUAUUAGGUAAGUAGCCUUCUUUAGAAUAACGCUUCUUUCAAUUAUUCCGUGUCAGUAGUCGUAUGUGUAAAUAAGAACAGCGUGUUUGAUCGACUUAUAUUCUAAAAAUCUGUGUAUAACUUGUAGAUUUGUAAAAACGUAUUUUAAUUAAAUUGUCCUUACGUUCCACGUAAACGCAACACUGGUUCGGGCAAACGGGUAUUAAACAUAAUUUGUAACAUACUAAUUACUUAAAACUAAACAAUAAAUAUUAAAGACACAUAAAGUAAAACAAUAAAAUUGAUUAGGUUUACUGUACAAAUAAUAUUAUUCCGUUCCUAUAGGCAAUACUUUAAAAUUAUUUCUACCGCGGACAAAACGUUUUCCAAACGGGGCCAAUAAGUCUAGUUUCAAUUUCAACUGUCUUUUAUAUUAAAAAAAACAAAAUCGGAUAGUUAGUUCAAUUAUACAAUUCUCGCGCUUAAUUUAAAAAUCGAACACGCAAACGUCAAUAAUCAAAAUGGUGCCAAAUUCGACGUCGACAACGCUGGCCGCUAACACGACGAUGCCAACAUUCAUAAACUCUACGGUCGCGGGGAUCCUAAACACGACCUUCUUGGUCCCGACCUUCUUGAGCCAAGAGGAGUUCCUGGCCCUACAACUGGGAAACUCUUCGGACGCCAACGCAACAACGCCAUCUAACGAGACAAUAGUGAACCAAGUGGUCUUCAAAACGUGGUACCCUAGCGAGUAUUCGGCUGCGCACAUAAUAAUAGCAUCUGUGGUGGUGACUGUGUUAAUGAUAAUGGUGGUAGUCGGCAACAUGUUGGUUAUAAUCGCAAUAGUGACUGAGAAAACUUUAAAAAACAUACAGAACUGGUUUAUAGCGUCACUGGCUGUGUCGGAUUUCUUUCUCGGGCUGGUGAUAAUGCCGUUUUCGCUGGCCAAUGAGCUGAUGGGGUACUGGAUCUUUGGGUUCUGGUGGUGUGAGAUCCACUCGGCCAUGGAUGUGCUGCUGUGUACGGCGUCCAUCAUGAAUCUGUGCCUCAUAUCGCUGGACCGCUACUGGAGUAUCACACAGGCGGUGGACUACCUGAAGAAGCGGACCCCAGCUCGAGCCGCCGUCAUGAUAGCCGCCGUGUGGCUCAUGAGCGCGCUCGUGUGCAUCCCGCCGCUGCUGGGCUGGAGGGUCACCCGGCCGCCGGAGCGCUUCCCGCAGUGCAAGGUGUCGGACGACAUCGGCUACGUGGUGUACUCGGCGCUGGGCAGCUUCUACAUCCCCUCGUGCAUCAUGGUGUUCGUCUACAUCAGGAUAUACUACGCGGCCAAGGCCAGAGCGAGACGGGGGAUCAGGAAAAAACCUAAGGCUAACGAGCAGCAGACCAGUUUCAGCAACCCGAAGGGCACUCGGCCGAUGCCUGCCACUCCCUCCAUACCCAUGCCCGGGGGGGUCGAUAGCAAUUCUAAUAAUAGGGAAAGUCAAAUAUCGACAAUAGAGUCGCAACAAGUGCAGAUACCGACCGUGACUUGUGACUUCGCGUCGGACAUCUCCACCAGCGAGGCCGGCGACCCUCCCCCCAUGGAGGAGAGGAAAGAUACGCUCAAGAUCUUCUCCCACCAGGUGGUGACGUCAGCACAGGUGACGAGGAACCCUCUGGCCGCGUGUCAGCACCGGAGCUCUACUUUGUCCGUCAACGGAGAGCUCCAGCUGCAGCAGCAGAAUCGGUGUAGGGCCCCCAGUGUCGCCAUCGACACCGACAUGGUCUCAGAAUUCGACCCAUCUUCCUCAGACUCAGGCGUCGUCAGCCGCUGCGCUGUCGUCAAACCCCUGAAGUUGAGGAUAUGCCAGCCAAUCUUUGGGAAGAAAGCCGACUCCUCCCGGAGGCAACAGAAGCAGCAGCCGAGCAAAGCGGAGUUGGAACCCGCGAUACCAAAGCCGCACAAACCGAGAGACCCUGAACGGGAGAAGAGAAGACUGGCCCGGAAGAAAGAGAAGAGGGCCACGUUGAUAUUGGGGUUGAUAAUGGGAAGCUUUAUCGCUUGCUGGCUGCCAUUCUUCUUCCUGUAUAUCUUGAAGGCGGCAUGUCACGCCUGUGAGAUCCCCGGCAGUGCGUUCGCGAUUGCCUUCUGGCUCGGCUACAUGAACUCAGUGCUAAACCCGGUUAUAUACACGAUAUUCAAUAAGGACUUCCGAAGGGCCUUCAGAAGGAUUCUGUUCAAGUGAUGUUUAGCCUACCUGUGCUGCUACCGAUGCGUCACCAACCGCAUCAUGUUGGCUCAACAGAGGGCAGCACCGGGUCUUUACAAUGUUCGUUAAAUGAUCAUUCAUUCUCAUUGCCAACAGACCUGCUUUUUACUUUCCUACGCUUUUUCUGUGCUUGUAACUGGACCUAGUGACGUCUUAUCCCCAAGUGCUUGUGUCGUGGAAAGUGUGUGUGAGUGACCACUAGAUGGCGUUUUACAUUAUGUUUGUUAACACAAGUGAUUGCAAUGUUUCGAGGAACUCUUCGCUGUGUACCUAACUUACGCUUUAGCUGAAGAAAUCCAAAGCAAUAUAAAAUAUCUGUUUAGGAAAAUAUAUUUAGUGAAUCGUGGAUUUCUGACGCCAAUUGAUAGGAUUGUUCAGCCCAAGAACAAUAAUGUGAAGCAAUAGUGUAAGUUUUAAAUAAAUUACAGUGUUGUAAACAAAUUAUAUUACAUAAAUUAUAGAGGUCUUGUUAGAUGGCUUUAGUCUUUGCAAAUAGAUCACUU